UGCAUGCAGAGAUAGAUGUGCAGGUCGUAAAGAAAGCGGAGACGACGGGAGGAGAUGGCGGGAGGAGACAGAGGCGGAGGUGAGUGGAGGCGAGUGGAGGUGCGCGGAGGUGUGAGCGGAGAGGACGUCGGUGGGGGUGGCGGUGAUGAUGGUGGUGGUGGUGUUGAUAAUGAUGGCAGUGAUGGCGGUGGUGAUGGUGGUGGUGGUGGUGGSGGGGGUGGUGGUGGCGGCAGUGGCAGAGGAGGUGGUGUACCAUCAGCAGCAGCAACAACAACAACAGUUGUUGUAUUGGUAGGAUGCUUGCCUUCAUCCAUUGCUGCCAUCUCUAUAACGUUCACAUUGUUUACUGCGGCUGGCAUGAUCUCUGGCCGGGCCACGUCAGCAGACCACGUCAGCAGGCCACCUCAGAAGACUACAUCAGUACGUCAGCAGGCCACGUCAGCAGGCUACGUCAGCAGGCCACGUCAGCAGGACACGUCAGCAGCGCCACGUCAGCAGCAAGGGAUACCACAGCAGCAGGCCCCGGCCUGGUCUAUGCUGUUGCGUUCACAUACAGCAGUCAUGGACCAGAGGCCCAGAGAAACAGACGAGGCCUAUCAGGCCCGCAUGUUGGCUUUGAGUACUGAAACAAAGAAACGGGCAGAUGACACUGCCGCAGCAGCGAAGAAGAGGGCAGAGGAUGCCGAGCAGGCACGUCUGCUGGCGGUUGAACAACAGCGCCAGCAUGACGAGGCAGCAGCAAGGACUGCCGAUGAAGAAAGAGCACAGCGUCGUGAGAAGAUAUUCCCCGGAGAGCGGGCGUUACUUACCAUGGCAGCAGAAUGGCGCGCCGAGCCCGAGAAUAGCCAGUUGGAGGAUAGCGCAAACAAGAUAGCGCUCCUCCUCUCGCAUCUCACGGAUCUCCUCGCAACCUGCAUUACACAGCAGGCAGAGAUCCUUGGUCUCGACAGAUCGCUAGCUCACCUCCAAGACCGCUUUCAGCGGUUGGAGCAGCGACCAGUCGCCGCCGCCGACGCAGGCUCUUCCAAUACUGCCGACCGCCUCAAUGCAUUGGAGAUGCAUGUCGGCUCACUCAAGGAUGGCGCACAGUUACAGCUCACCGCGACGCAACAGUUGCAACAGCGGGUCUGUACCACCGCCACAACCCCGAGUACGGAGCCGCGUGAGACAACUCCAAAGUUUGACGAGCAGGAGAUCUUCUGCGAUUCCAUGAAGACAGAUCCGAUUCCAUGGUUUCGCAAGUUCGAGCUCACGCUGCAGCUGUCCAACGUGGAGCCGCCAGAGAUCAAAGCCAUGGACAAGCUCAUGGUCUUCGAGCAAGGCACGCUGCCGAGUACGGACUGGAUCGCCGAGUACCAACGCUUGACGUCAGUCCCAGACAUCCAGAUGGGCUUCAAGGCCAUCCGCCAUUACUUCAUCUCAAGGUCAUGUCCGACAUUAAGCAAUGCCCUGACUCAUCUCGAGGACACCUUGACAACGACGGCGGAAUUGUUCGACAAGGCUGCGCAGAUCAUUAUCACGAACAAGGAGGCCAAGAACCUCCGUUCAUCUGCGUCAGGCCCGAGCAGGGACCAGCAUCGGCCAAGAGUGGCCGUGGUCGCAGCGGCAGCGCCGUUAGACAAAACCAGCGAGGCUAUGUCUACCAACGAUAUUCUCGUCUAUAGUCGGUCAUUGGAGGAUCAUCUGGGGCAUCUUCGACAAGUGUUGGAGACGCUCCGCCACGCCAAGUACAAGGCCAACCGUGACAAGUGUGAAUUUGUUCGGCAAGAGCUGGAAUACUUGGGCCAUUUUGUCACACCGGAGGGCAUCAGUCCGCUAUCGGACAAGAUUCAGGCCGUCCAAGAGUGGCCGGAGCCUKGGAACGUCACGGAUGUCCGCUCGUUCCUCGGUCUUACCGGCUACUAUCAACACUUCAUCAAAGGCUACUCCAAGAUCGCGGCCCACUUCAACAAGCUUCAGUGCGAGGAUCGGUCGUUUGACUUCGGAGAGGAGGCGCGAGGAUCAUUCUUCGCUCUCAAAGCCGCGCUAUUGUUUGCAGAGGUCUUGCGGAUAUACGACCCGCUUGCGCCUACGCGCGUCACUACGGAUGCGUCAGGCUAUGGCAUUGGUGCAGUCCUCAAGCAACAUGAUGGUGUGGAUUGGCACCCGGUCGAGUACUUCAGCAAGAAAGUGCCCCUCGUGCAUUCCAUUGACGAUGCACGCAAGAAGGAGCUCCUCGCCUUCGUCCACGCGCUCAAGMGGUGGCGGCACUUCCUCCUUGGUCGAAGCCAAUUUCGAUGGGUAACAGACAACAAUCCGUUGGUCUUCUACAAGACCCAAGACACCGUCAACAGCACCAUCGCUCGAUGGAUGGCUUUCAUCGACCACUUCGACUUCUUUCCCGAUCACAUUCCCGGGAAGUCRAACCGUUUUGCGGAUGCUCUCUCACGGCGUCCGGUCAUUGUGCCGCAGUCUACUCGACCUUCGAGAUUGACGACGACUUGCGGAACAGCUUCAUCCGCGGCUACCAAGUCGACCUCGAGUUUCGCGACAAGUACGCGAAUUGCUCCUCUCCUAAUCCGGCUCCUUCUCACUACCGGAUCCAAGAGGGGUACUUGCUUGUCCACACGCGGGGGAAGGACCUUCUUUGCGUACCGAGUGAUCCUCACUUGCAUACACGGCUUCUUGGCGAGUUCCACGACGCUCCCGCCACUGGAUAUUUUGGAGUCAAUCGCACGAUUGGCCGACUYCGCCAGCGAUUUUGGUGGCCCGGCCUUCUCGGCGACGUCACGCGCUAUUGCGAGUCAUGCGAGGGAAGCGAUUGCCAUGGACAUUACCGGCCCGUUCCCCAAGCACAAGACCGGAGUGGAUGGGAUUCUCACRGUGGUUGACCGACUCACCAAGUUCGCCAUGUUUUUGCCUUGUCSCUAUCAUGCCAAGGCACCGGAGUUGGCCGAGGUUCUUUACGCCGGUUGGAUUCGCACCAAGGGUUACCCCAAGGCGAUCGUCUGCGACCGCGACACUCGGUUCAUGUCCGAUUUUUGGUUGGCGCUCAUCAAGCGAUGUGGCUCAUCUCUCAAGCCCAGUUCAACUCGCCACCCUCAGACCGAUGGCCAGACGGAGAGGGCGCAUCAGACCGCACAGGUUCUCCUUCGCACUCUCAUCCGCCCCGACCAGAAAGACUGGGUUGAGCGACUGUCGAACGUCAAGUUAGCCUACAACUCUUUCAUCCACCCGGCUAUUGGGAUAUCGCCCUUCGAGUUSGAGCACGGCUCGCCGGUCACGUCACCGUUGGACACGAUUACUCCACGCACGGCCGAGAGCGACGACCAUCUUCUUUUCUUGCGUCGAAUGCAAGAGCUUCUUGUCACGGCACGCGACCAGAUGGCUAAGACGCAGCAGCGCAUGAGCCAACAGGCAAAUCGUCAUCGUCUUCCUUGUCCAUUCCGCAUCGGGACCUCGUCUGGGUUUCAUCAGCGGAAUUCAUCCUUGAGCAAGACGUCUCUCGCAAGCUCCUUCCGAAAUGAAUGGGGCCUUGGCCGAUCAUAGAGCCCGCUGGGGACGCACUCGAAGGACCCUCGUUCACGAUUCAGGUGCCUAGCCACUUGCCUGUCUACCCAGUCUUUCAUUGCUCCAAACUGGCUCUCUACACGCCAGCGGAUCAUGACGACUUUCCCGGGAGACGUACGCAAGACCCACCUUCUAUGGAUGGUUUUCAGGAGGUCGGCGACAUCAUCUCCCAGCGACGCUUUGGCAACAAGCCAACUGAGUAUUUAGUGCAUUUUGCAUAUUGCACACACCGAG
Molecule: messenger RNA, 3783 nt
Organism: Chara braunii
Lineage: Eukaryota; Viridiplantae; Streptophyta; Charophyceae; Charales; Characeae
Source: the annotation of a GenBank genome assembly